Molecule: messenger RNA, 1449 nt
Organism: Hemisphaericaspora subhashii
Lineage: Eukaryota; Fungi; Ascomycota; Pichiomycetes; Serinales; Debaryomycetaceae
Gene: TPS1
Product: alpha,alpha-trehalose-phosphate synthase (UDP-forming) TPS1
Exons: 1
Coding region: 1-1449 (482 amino acids)
Biological process (GO): trehalose biosynthetic process; cellular response to heat
Cellular component (GO): alpha,alpha-trehalose-phosphate synthase complex (UDP-forming); cytosol
Molecular function (GO): alpha,alpha-trehalose-phosphate synthase (UDP-forming) activity
Source: RefSeq, a predicted model, not a curated record
AUGGUUCAAGGAAAAGUAUUAGUAGUCUCCAAUAGAUUACCCGUCACAAUUAAACGUUCCAGCGAUGGUUCAUACACUUAUUCCAUGUCUUCCGGUGGGUUAGUCACCGCAUUACAAGGACUUAAAAAAUCCACCGAAUUUCAAUGGUUAGGUUGGCCAGGAUUAGAACUUCCUGAAGAUGAACAAGAUAGAGUCAACGCUGAUCUUAAAUCCAAAUUCAACUGUACUGCCAUUUUCCUUAGUGAUACAAUUGCUGAAUUACAUUAUAAUGGGUUUUCAAAUAGUAUAUUAUGGCCAUUAUUUCAUUAUCAUCCUGGAGAAAUGAAUUUUGAUGAAAAUGCUUGGGCGGCUUAUAUUGAAGCCAAUCGGAAAUUUGCCAUUGAAAUUGCCGCUCAAACAAAUGAUAAUGAUAUGAUUUGGGUUCAUGAUUAUCAUUUAAUGUUAUUACCACAAAUGUUAAGAGCUGAAAUUGGUAAUAAAAAGAAAAAUAUUAGAAUUGGAUUUUUCCUUCAUACUCCAUUCCCAUCUUCCGAGAUAUAUCGUAUUUUACCAGUACGUAAAGAAAUUUUAGAAGGGGUUUUAUCUUGUGAUUUAAUUGGUUUCCAUACUUAUGAUUAUGCUCGUCAUUUCUUAUCUUCAGUUUCAAGAAUCGUACCCCAUGUUACUACAUUACCUAAUGGUAUCCAAUUCCAAAACCGUUCAAUCAGUAUUGGAGCAUUCCCAAUCGGGAUCGAUGUGGAUAAUUUCAUUGAAGGAUUACAAAAACCAAGUGUAGUUGCUCGUAUUAAACAAUUAAAAUCAAAAUUCGAUGGAGUUAAAGUCAUAGUCGGAGUAGAUAGACUUGAUUAUAUCAAAGGUGUUCCUCAAAAACUUCAUGCAUUUGAAGUAUUCCUUAAUGAAAAUCCAGAAUGGAUAGGUAAAGUUGUUUUGGUUCAAGUUGCCGUUCCACUGAGAGGUGAUGUUGAAGAAUAUCAAAAUUUAAGAUCUUCAGUUAAUGAACUUGUUGGUAGAAUAAAUGGACAAUUUGGGACCGUUGAAUUCACCCCAAUUCAUUAUUUACAUAAACUGAUUCCGUUUGAUGAAUUGAUUAGUUUAUAUAAUGUAAGUGAUGUUUGUUUGGUUAGUUCUACCAGAGAUGGGAUGAAUUUGGUUAGUUAUGAAUAUAUUGCUUGUCAACAAGAAAGGAAAGGUGCUUUGAUCUUAUCUGAAUUUGCUGGGGCUGCACAAUCCUUAAAUGGUGCUAUUAUUGUUAAUCCUUGGAAUACUGAAGAUUUAAGUGAAGCUCUUAAAGAAAGUUUAACUUUACCCGAAGAAAAGAAGGAAAUUAAUUUUAAGAGAUUAUUUGGAUAUAUCUCCAAAUAUACUUCUGGUUAUUGGGGUGAAAGUUUCGUUAAGGAAUUAUACAAAUGUAAUAGUUCAAAGAGAGUGUCUUCAAAGACUACCGUAUAG